GGUUCACAUGCGGCACGGAAGAGAAUAUGUGUUUGAAAGGUGGGAAUUUCCCCUUCCUCCAAGGCAACCUACCGAGAAGGGCGGGGGUCUAAGAACACCCCGCCUCCAGCAGCCAGCCAAUAGGUGCGCCCCCAGCCCAGUGAGCGACAAUGUUGUCGUGGAACUUGCUUCUAGAUCCUCUAUCUAGAAGGCGUCACGUAGGCCACUCGAGUCUCUACGGCAACGCUGGUCCUGGGUCCGGGACAAGCUCAGCCUUCAGGAACCCCACAGGCCCCGUACAGAGAAGAGCAGGUCCAUCCUGGCCACUAUGUUCCUCACCAUUAGUCUCCGCCAGGGAUCGGUGACAUUCCAGGAUGUGGCUGUGGACUUCACUCGGGAGGAGUGGGACCUCCUGGACCCCUCCCAGAAGGAGCUUUACUGGGACGUGAUGCUGGAGAACUAUAGGAACCUGGUCUUCCUGGGUAAGAAUGGCUCCUGUGGGACCCCAGAUGUCCUCAUGAAGGGCUUAUUGAAAAACCCCAGCCCUUGUUCAUUUCAGAAGGGCCAAAGCCAGGGUGCUCAUGAUUUCCUCGGUCCUGGAUGAAGGGCUCUUGCUUUGUGUGUCUGGAAACUAAUUUCUCCCUGGUGU
Antechinus flavipes (yellow-footed antechinus) is the source of this 628-nucleotide messenger RNA. Its product is annotated as zinc finger protein 610-like. The record is from RefSeq and is a predicted model, not a curated record. Bases 308 to 583 code for a protein of 91 amino acids. Gene Ontology annotation, biological process: regulation of DNA-templated transcription. The transcript is spliced from 3 exons. Lineage: Eukaryota; Metazoa; Chordata; Mammalia; Dasyuromorphia; Dasyuridae.